Messenger RNA from Brugia pahangi, 222 nucleotides. NCBI's taxonomy places the organism in Eukaryota, Metazoa, Nematoda, Chromadorea, Rhabditida, Onchocercidae. The record is from the annotation of a GenBank genome assembly.
AUGGUUGUACCGAUUGAAUCGUCCUUACGGUCUCGUGUAACUGAUACAUGUAACUUGAACUUGAAAUUCUUUGUGGUACCAAAGUUCUUUUUAAAAUUCGAAUAUGAAUGUUGCUCAAUUCACAAAUCAGUGAUAUCAAUGUUGUCAUUGGUCGAAAUUCUUAUUUUAAAGACAAGAGCAUCAAAUGAAUUUGUACGACGAAUUUGCAACAAUGAAGCAUAG